Molecule: messenger RNA, 1794 nt
Organism: Ruditapes philippinarum (Manila clam)
Lineage: Eukaryota; Metazoa; Mollusca; Bivalvia; Venerida; Veneridae
Exons: 5
Coding region: 56-784 (242 amino acids)
Source: RefSeq, a predicted model, not a curated record
CGGCAGAUGACAUAUUGACCGAGGCGACUGGGAAAAUCCAAUUCAGCCAGUGAAAAUGAUACUACACCCAGUAAUCCUCCUAGUGUUUUUACUUCAGUUGGUACACAGAACUGCAUACAGGAUCCCAAUAAAUGAAGCUGAAAGUAAUGCCCCAAGAGAAGAUGAUGCGCUGGCACAACAAGAUGUGAGGAGAAAUGAAGGUGAGAAAAGAAACAAGAGGAACUGCAAUGUUGUUCCAUUUGAUGUUCAGUGCCAUGGCCGUUGCCCUUAUACUGAAAAUGAAUGGAAUUCAAUGAGAAGCAGUUGGAAUUGCUCAAAUGAAAGAGUAGGGGCAACAUAUCAUUGUACAGACCCAGAUGAUGAAAGUGGAAAUCCUAUAGAAGCUUGUGUAGUUCCAAAGUAUUGUGAUAAAGGAAAAAGGCCUGUCAUUUCAUUUCCACAAGGUCAUUUGAAAACAGCUUAUAUAAAUUGUACCUGGUGCCCAGAAGAAUAUUUUAAUCCUCAUGAAUCAAUAUGGUCAGCUAACGUUUCAAAAUGCCCAGAACCCAGGAAAAAGUGUGGACAUCGUGAUCAAAUAGAGUGUGAUAUAGUGACCGGUGUGAAACGGCACUGGACUAACUCAAAAUGUGAAUGUGAUAUAAAGAACAAUUAUUUUCCCUUAGAUAGUGAAAAUCAAUGUACUGAUCAGUCCUUAUACUGUUUUGGGUAUCUGCCUUGUAAGAAAUCACCAGAGGGAUUUGAUCAAAUAUACAUCUUUUCUGUGUCAGAAGGUAAGGUGUUUUAGAUUUUUUUCUGGUCAUUUGAAAAGAGCUCCACUGAAGUCAAUUGCCUGAAAAUGUAAAAUUUUGAAUUCUUAUACAUGUACAUGUAUAUAGAACUAGUUAUGCUCUUAAAAUGUGAAAAUUUGCAAAAGAUAUAGAGGCUAUUUGUUCAGUUCUGUGUAAGAUUGGAAUAUAUAUUUCACGGAGUGAGCACCAAAAGGUAUAUUUCACAAGUGGCGCAGCCAUGAGUGAAAUAUGAACUUUUGGUGUUCACGAGGUGAAAUAUAUUUCGAUCUAACAUUAAACUAAACAAAUUUUCUUUUUAUGCCCCCACAAAGUGUGGAGCAUAUAGCGUUGCACUUGUACGUCCGUACGUCCGUCCGUCCGUAUGGCCGUCCAUACGUCCCGAAAUCUUGUGAACGCUAUUCCUCUUAAACGGAUGGCAGAUUUUGCUUCAACUUCCAGGGAUGAAUCACCAUAAUGUGUAGAUAGAAGAAAAGGAAGGAAAUUUUGCUGUGACCAAAUUUGUUGUCAGUGGGGGCAUCCGUGUCCUUUGGACACAGUUUUAGUUAUUACAUGCAAAGAAAUGUUAAAAAAGAUAUUUUAACCUAAUUCUUAAUGUAAAGUGUGCCAAAUAAUAAUACAACGUGACGUCAUUUAUGACGCAUUUAUGACGUCACGUCAUUAAGUUGGUAUCCAGUACUGUGCACGCUGGUAUUUCACUGCUUAGAUUUAAAACAGUGAAAUUAUCAAAUUGAUUAUAUCAUUGUUUAAAACAGUGAAAUUAUCAGUUUUAAAUUUCACUAACCACCGAAAAGCUUGUUAUGAAAAAAAAGAAAUGUACUGUUAAAGCUACUCUCCGUCACAAAACUGGUCUGAAAAGCAUAAACAUACAAUGUAUUUGUUAACAGUUAUAAAAUAAAAAAUAAAUAUGGGUAGAAGUAAAAUUUACAGUUUCCACAAGAUCACUUUGACCUUGUCACAAUAUGGACUACGAUGGAGCACAGGCUGAUCAUAACUACAAAGCACAACU